CCCCAUUUCUCGUCAUUAUGAGAAAGACCAAGUCGAUUUCUAGAUAGCCACCAACAGUAACUAACACUAACAGUAAUGUUCCAGCUCCCCCCAUUCCUCAUCGCGCUCGCCGCUGCGCCGCUUGCUACUCCCUCCUCUCUCGUAAGUCAACAAAUCGACUACGGCUCCCUCCACUGCCCUGAAGAUCCCACAGCCACCCUAGUAACACCCACGUACGGCGCCGAAGGGGCAAUAUUUACCAUCUGCUCUGAACUCGUGCUUGAUAAUACCGGGCCGCUGACCGCCUACAAUGCGAUUCUGGAUUUCAAGUCGUAUCCGCGAUGGAAUUCGUUUAUAAUCGACGUCGCUCUCCCGGACAACGUUACGUCGACUCCCGACGAUAUAUACGUCGGCAUGACAAUGCAGUUCACCUCCAAUGGCUUGAUCGGCAGCCUUAAUACCACCAGCACAGAGGUCAUCAGCCUGUUGGAUCCCUCUGGCGCCGAGGGGUAUCUCAUCAACGCGUGGCAUUAUGACGAUGGCAUAGGCGGCGUCGGAUCGCGGGCAGAGCACCCCAACGUUUUCGUCGACUUAGGAAAUGGUUCGACGCGAUACCUUUCUUACGAGACGUAUUACGCGGGCUUGAGUACGGGCACAAUAGCUCUGCUAAAGCUGCAGCUGCAACACCAAUGGGAUAUCCAAGUUCGAGACUUAAAGGUAUAUGUUGAAAGCCUCUAAACUCCAAGAAUUUCAUAUAGAUCGAGAGGAAUACAUACGCAUAAUUCCUAAUUACCUACCUAUGAUCAAACUGGUCACUAGAUAUACUUACUAUAACUACAUUUUUACAAAUCAUCAUUCAUUUGGACAAGUUCAACGCCA
This is a messenger RNA of Daldinia vernicosa, 858 nucleotides long. RefSeq lists its product as uncharacterized. The transcript has a single exon. The record is from RefSeq and is a predicted model, not a curated record. Bases 76 to 717 code for a protein of 213 amino acids. Lineage: Eukaryota; Fungi; Ascomycota; Sordariomycetes; Xylariales; Hypoxylaceae.